UUUCUUUAUGUCGUUUCGUACGUGUUUGUAAAUGACUAAUGUUAUACUAAAGGUGCAAACCAGAUUUUUGCACUAAAUGAAUCAUUUCGGUUAUCGCGCUUGUGCAGGCUAUGUCUAAGCUUAGUUCGUUCGUGUUUUUUGAUCUCGAAACUACAGGAUUACCUGGAAUAAAAUGUCCAAAAGUUACGGAAAUUGCACUGUACGCUUGUUCAAAAAACCAUCUUCUUGAUUCCCAUGAAAAUGGCAAAAAACUACCGCGUAUUCUCCAUAAACAAACUAUAUGCCUUAAUCCACGACGAGUAAUUGAUCCGAAAGCAUCGGAAACAACUGGACUUUUCAAUGAUAUGUUGGAGCAAGAGGCACCGUUCGAUGAGAAGACAGGUCAACUCAUCGUCUUGUUUCUGGAACGUUUGCAACGACCAGCUUGUUUAGUUGCACAUAAUGGAAACCGGUUUGAUUUUGUCAUACUCAAGAAGGAACUAGACGGACUAAACAUCAAGCUACCAGAUGACAUAUACUGCGUUGAUUCGUUUCCUUUAUUCAAACAUCUGGAGAAAAUCAAAGAACAAAACGAAAAGGUCGCCGAGGAAAAUGAACUUGCCGAACUGGAGUUUUCGGCUGUGUCGGCUAUGCAAGAACUUGAAAGUUCUCAAGAUGCGCUAGCUCAAAUGCAAAAACUAAAUGAAAUGACUCCACAGAAGAGUAAAGUUCAAGUAAAUUUUAAAAAAGCCUUACGCUCCUAUCUUGAGGUAACUCCAACUCAGGACCCGGAAUCUAGUAAGAAUAUAGCCGAACGUGCCAACCGGCCCCGUUCGAAGCGACAACUUUUUGCAAAUAGCGAAGUCCUCAAAAACCCUAGCUUAGAAGACGAAAGCCCCAGUGGGUCGACCAAGUCUGUUCGAAAGAAAUAUCGCCUCUGCGAUAUCUACGAGCGAAUUUUCAAAGAGCAACCAAAGCAAUCACACUACGCAGAAUGUGAUGUGCAUACGCUAAUUAAAUGUGCAAUCGCGGAAGGAGAAGCUUUCGUUGCAUACGCUGAGGAGCAUUGUGUUAAAUUUGUCGAUUUUUCUGGAAAAUUUUAAUUGUCUGCAUGAACGUUCAGUUUUAUGUUCCUGAUUCUUUUAUUUUUGUCUUCAUAUUACUGUAUGUAUAGUAAUGGUAUUUUAACGGUAAUGGUGUAUUAAAAUAUUGCAAAUAAUGUUCCUGACCUUCAAUGCGGACUAAAUUUAAUGUAGGUAUUUAAUUUUAGCGAUUUUUUCUUAGAUGAUAUAACCCAAGACAGCACCACAUUUUUUUAUUAAAUUUAUAAAUUCGAAUGUUUGAUCUUGCAUUGCAUUCAUUUGCAGUAAAUAUUCAGCUUUCUGUGUGUGAUAGAAAGUUACUUGAUUAUUAAAGGGAUGUUACUGUGCGUUGGUUGAAAAUGCUGGUUCUGUUUGUGAUACCUAUUGUAUGUACUCAACUUUUUGUGUUGGACGAACCUGUACGACCUGUACUCACCAACAUACUUCAUCAACAUAUACGUAUGUGUGGGUGGGAUCCUUAAUGGCGAUUUGAGCGCUGAUAGAGUACCAAAAAAUCAGAAUCUUUCUAAACAUUUCGAGAAUUUAAGAGGAUUUGUACUAAACAAUUGUGAAGUCAAAUAUACACUCAAGUACUUUUUUUCACGGUUUGUUUUUUCGAUUAUUGUUGCAGUUG
This is a messenger RNA of Sabethes cyaneus, 1695 nucleotides long. RefSeq names its product DNA polymerase III PolC-type. Gene Ontology annotation, cellular component: cytoplasm. The transcript has 3 exons. Lineage: Eukaryota; Metazoa; Arthropoda; Insecta; Diptera; Culicidae. Gene Ontology annotation, biological process: DNA catabolic process. Gene Ontology annotation, molecular function: 3'-5'-DNA exonuclease activity; nucleic acid binding. Bases 111 to 1082 code for a protein of 323 amino acids. The record is from RefSeq and is a predicted model, not a curated record.